AUGUCUGACACCGCGCGGAUCUCAGGCGGUUCAUUCACGUCUCCUCCAGGCAGAGACGUGGAAUUAAAUAGCUUCAAGGAAGCCUCUCAGACACGUUUGUACCCCUACAGUUCCAGGAAGGAGGAAGAGGGACGGGAGGAUGAGCAACAACGGCCUGAGCGGGAAGAGGACACCGGCGCUCUAACAGGCUACAAGCUGGUAUUGGUUACCGUCGGGCUCUGCUUCUGCAUAUUCUGUACCUCGCUCGACAAUACCAUCGUCGCCACUGCGGUUCCGAGAAUCACCCAGCAGUUCCACUCUCUGGAUGAUGUGGGGUGGUAUGCCAGUGCCUACCUGCUCACAACUUGCGCCGUGACCCUCCCCUUCGGGCGCCUCUACACCUUCUUCCCCAUUAAAUGGGUCUAUCUCAGUGCCUUGUUUGUCUUUGAACUUGGUUCCUUCAUCUGCGGCAUCACCCCUUCCUCGCUGGGUCUCAUCUUGGGCCGCGCUGUGGCCGGCCUGGGGGGAGGGGGGCUGUUCUCAGGUUCGCUCCUCAUCAUUACUCAAUGCGUGCCUUUGCGGCGAAGGCCGGCUUUCUCCGGGUUCAUCAUGAGCAUCUUCGCGGUGGCGAGCGUGAUUGCACCUCUGAUGGGCGGAGCAUUCACAGACCACAUCUCGUGGCGCUGGUGUUUUUAUAUCAAUCUUCCGUUCGGCCUCGUCAGUGCUGUUGUCAUCUUCUUCACGUUCCAGACCACCAAGCCAGUGGUACAGGCAAGCCUGCGAGAAAAGGCGGCUGGCCUUGAUCCCCUGGGGACGGCCACCUUCCUGCCAGCCAUUGUGUGCCUCCUGCUAGCGACUCAAUGGGGUGGUGCCCAAUACCCCUGGGGCGAUGGCCGCAUAAUCGCGCUGUUUACUCUCUUCGGGGUCCUACUUGCGUGCUUUGUAGGGCUACAGCUUUGGGCCCGCGAGCGAGCCACCCUCCCACCGCGCCUUCUACGGGGCCGCAACAUCUGGGGUUCUGCGUUGUACGGCUUCUGUCUCAAUGGUGCCAUGUUUACCUUUGUCUACUACCUCCCCAUAUGGUUCCAAGCUGUUCAGGGGACCUCUGCCACGGAGUCGGGCAUACGGAACCUGCCGCUCGUCAUAUCCAACGUGAUAUUCGCCAUCAUCUCUGGCGUGCUGGUGAGCGCGACCGGUUACUUUGGCCCUUUCAUGCUCCUGAGCGCGGCUAUGGCUAGUAUCGCCGCUGGGCUGCUCUCGAUGUUGCAUCCAAGUUCCGGGGCAGGUGAAUGGAUCGGAUACCAGGUGCUUCUGGGAUCGAGCAUCGGCAUGGGCUUCCAGCUGCCUGUAUUCGUCGUUCAGACCACCCUGGCCUCCACUGAUAUCCCCACCGCCACCGCUCUGAUGACUUUCAUUCAGCUCCUUGGCGGUGCUAUCUUCGUCUCUGUCGCGCAGAAUGUGUUUCGCAAUCAGUUAGCUGCCGACAUCCGCGCGGCCUUGCCGAUGCUGGACCCUAAGGCAGUGAUUAAUGCCGGUCCUACCAGUCUGAGGGCAAUGUACUCGGGGGAGACUCUUACAACUCUAGUUGCUAUGUAUAAUGAUGCCGUAGUGCACACCUUCUACCUUGCCAUUGGCUUAGCUGCUGCCUCCUUCCUCGCCGCAACGGUCAUCCAGUGGCGGCCCUCGCCGAAAUCAAUCAGCCACCCCGACUCUUCCUGA
Messenger RNA from Aspergillus niger, 1698 nucleotides. RefSeq lists its product as uncharacterized. Bases 1 to 1698 code for a protein of 565 amino acids. Gene Ontology annotation, molecular function: transmembrane transporter activity. The record is from RefSeq and is a predicted model, not a curated record. Gene Ontology annotation, biological process: transmembrane transport. Gene Ontology annotation, cellular component: membrane. The transcript is spliced from 2 exons. NCBI's taxonomy places the organism in Eukaryota, Fungi, Ascomycota, Eurotiomycetes, Eurotiales, Aspergillaceae.